AUGAGGACACUCUAUGGUGGGUUUGACAAGGUUGGGGCAACCAAAACCGAUUUUAAAAAUUUUAAGAGAGAUCUGAACAGGUAUAUAUCUGAGUUAGAUGUUGAUAUGAUGAUUAAAUGGCUAUUGAGGAAGAAAAAUUACAUGCCAAAUUUUUCAAUGGAGUAUAUAACCACAGAAGAUGGUAUUUUAAGGGCGUUAUUUUGGGCUGAUGAGGAUGCCAAGAGGAAACUUUCGAUGUUUGGUGACGUUGUUUCAUUUGAUGCGACAUAUCAGCGUAACAAGUACAAAAUGAUGUUUGUACCAUUUACUGGUGUCGACAACCACAAUCGUAACGUUACUCUUGGUGCCGCUAUAAUAGGCAAUGAAACGGCUGAAACUUAUAGUUGGUUGCUUAAGGUGUUUCGUGAAGCAUUUGGCCGUGCCCCUCCGGUGAUUGUUACUGACCAAGACCUAGCCAUGAAGAAAGCUAUUGAAGAUACAUGGACUGAGAGUAGGCACAAGCUAUGCAUGUGGCACAUAAUGGACAAGCUUACUGUUAAGUCAAUUUAUCAGAUCAGGGAUACUUGGAUAUCGGCUUAUUAUCGCGAGAAGUACAUGUUCGGGCUUAUGCGUACCUCAUCUCGAUCAGAGAGUGAGAACCAUUUUUUUAGACAAUUUUGUAACCCGGAGUGUGCUCUUGUCAAAUUUUUGGGGCAUUUUGAUUCUUCUAUUGAAGCUCAAAGACAUGAGCAUAAGAAGAACGAUCAUGACACUAGAAACACGAACGUUGACAUAUGGGCGGUAGACUUCGUAUUGGAGGAUCAAGCGGCGAGUAUAUACACACGCACUAUAUUUUUUGAUGUCCAACUGGAGAUACAAAAUGGUCUACACAGAUGUGCUAUCGGAAAGUGGGAAAAGAUGAGUGACUACCUUAAAUUUUUUGUGAAGGAUUGGGAUCAACCAUGCACAACUUUCUUCGAGGUUAUGAUGCGGGAGGAUGAGAUGACUGUGUACUGUACAUGCAAAAGAUUCACACAGUUUGGGUUAUUGUGCUCACACGUCUUUUGUGUGCUUAGGAUGCUUGAUGUUAGGGAGUUUCCACAACUUUAUAUUUUACGACAUUGGACUCGGGAGGCUGUUCCCAAUAGUGCUUGUGGUGCUAUUUUAGGUAUGAAUGAGAGGGAUAAUCGUUAUAAUGAAGUUAACCACAUUGUACGUGAGAUCACAUACUCUACGGAGUCGGUUAUUAACAAGCUUGUUACCAACUUUGAUGCGUUGUGCUCAUUUAGGGAUCAUGUUGUUAACUUUUUCCAAACAGCUGAUGAGGCAGUAGUCAAUGCCCCACGCAAGAGUCGGCGUGAAAGGUUUGCUGAAAUUACCGGUAAUACACAACCAUCCAUUGUAACUGUUCGUGUUCUUGUUGGAACUGGAUACAAAGGUAUGGGUAAGCCUAAACGGAUGAAGUCUAAACGUGAAAUUGCGAUAAGCCAAAACACGUUUUAUUCAGGUUUACAUAGCCACUUAAUUAAGCUGUAG
Messenger RNA from Helianthus annuus (common sunflower), 1515 nucleotides. RefSeq names its product protein FAR1-RELATED SEQUENCE 5-like. Bases 1 to 1515 code for a protein of 504 amino acids. The record is from RefSeq and is a predicted model, not a curated record. Gene Ontology annotation, biological process: regulation of DNA-templated transcription. Gene Ontology annotation, molecular function: zinc ion binding. Lineage: Eukaryota; Viridiplantae; Streptophyta; Magnoliopsida; Asterales; Asteraceae. The transcript has 4 exons.